Messenger RNA from Lacerta agilis (Sand lizard), 1234 nucleotides. It is a transcript of the gene SLC25A43, whose product is annotated as solute carrier family 25 member 43. The transcript has 5 exons. Bases 84 to 1082 code for a protein of 332 amino acids. The record is from RefSeq and is a predicted model, not a curated record. Lineage: Eukaryota; Metazoa; Chordata; Lepidosauria; Squamata; Lacertidae. Gene Ontology annotation, biological process: transmembrane transport.
ACUGCCGGGUAUGCGUCGCUAUGCGUCCUCCUCGCUAGUUGCCCGGCCCGCAGCGGGCAUGGUGCAGCCGCCGCCCGGGCGGCAUGGCGACCUGGAAGCGGGACAGUCGGCUCACCGCUCUUCAGAGGCUCAGCUGCGCCGGGCUGGCCGGGGCGCUGAGCCACAGCCUGACGGCGCCUCUGGAAGUUUUCACCGUCCUGGCCCAAGUUGGCACUCGCCACUCGCGGCGAGGGCUCUGGGAGACGGGGCGCAGUUUAUGCAAGGCCGAAGGCAUUGGGGCCCUCUGGAAGGGCAACCUCACCGCCUGUUUGCGCCUCUUUCCCUACAGCGCCCUACAACUGGCCUCCUACCGCAGGUUUGUCUUGCUGUUUGUGGAUGAUUUGGGCCACAUCUCCCAGUGGGGUUCCAUCAUGGCGGGAAGUUUGGCUGGCAUGGUGGCUGCUGUUGCAACAUACCCAACUGAAGUCGUCAAAACCCGUCUCAUUGUACAGAACCGGUUGGAGCCCUCCUACAAAGGAAUUCUGCAUGCUUUGUACAUGAUUUAUCAUCAAGAAGGUGUCGCUGCACUUUACCGUGGUGUUUCACUGUCAGUAUUAGGUGCUAUCCCGUUUUCCAUUGGCUCUUUCCUCGUUUACACACAUCUGGAUAAAAUCUGGGGUCAGCCCAGCAUCCGCUUCACUCCUGUGCAGAACUUUGUGAAUGGUUGCCUGGCUGCUGGAGUUGCACAGUCACUUUCUUUCCCUUUUGAAACAGUCAAGAGGAAAAUGCAGGCUCAGAGUCCUUUCCUCCCACACCACGGAGGGGUUGAUGUCCAUUUUGAAGGCAUGGUGGACUGUUUUAAGCAAACGAUGAAGACAAAAGGGGUGCUCGCCCUUUGGAAUGGACUCACUGCUAACUUACUCAGGAUUGUUCCUUAUUUUGGAGUCAUGUUCAGCACUUUUGAAUUCUGUCGUCGCGUCUGCCUGUAUCGAAAUGGUUACAUUGAUUCCCCUCUGACCUACAAGCUAACUCCAGGUGUGGACCAGAGUUUAAAGCCUAAAGAACUGCAAGAAUUUAAAUUACUUGGAAGAAGACGCUUUUAAGCCUCAGGAUGCAUUUUCUGCAAAGCAAUACUAGGUCAACGCUGCAAAAUAAGACACUGGUUUACUACCAGCUAACUAGCCCUCAGUUUAAUAGCAUGUGACUUUUUCCUUAAAAUGCCUCUUAUUGAUAAAAUUAGGCCCAAACUACUGAA